Molecule: messenger RNA, 1041 nt
Organism: Penicillium psychrosexuale
Lineage: Eukaryota; Fungi; Ascomycota; Eurotiomycetes; Eurotiales; Aspergillaceae
Product: sterol desaturase family protein
Exons: 1
Coding region: 1-1041 (346 amino acids)
Biological process (GO): ergosterol biosynthetic process
Molecular function (GO): iron ion binding; C-4 methylsterol oxidase activity
Source: RefSeq, a predicted model, not a curated record
AUGAAUCGUAACGCAAAAGACUCCAUGAAGUCCACCUGGCGGCAGCAAGCCCGCUCAGAGUGGACACUCUUCCACUGGUUCUACGAAGUCCUCGGCAUCCACCCCGAACACCUCGACAAGAACGUCCCCGUUCAUCUAAAGGAAGACGCCGUGCCGUACAUCCCAGACUGGUCCAUGCACCGCUGGGUGCUCACGCACGCCGCCAUCCCCCUCCUGAUCCACCACGCGUACGUUGAGAUCACUGGCCACAACCUCAGCGCGUGGGGUGCCUUCUUCCUCUACGGCCUCGCCUUCAAAGCCAUCGCCAUCCACGAAAUCCACGUCCUGCGACGAGUAGGCCACCAGCACGGCUUCCUAGACGGCGACAAGCACGCGCGCGACGGUGUCCCAGACGUCGGCGUCGCCAAGGUCGUCUUCUCACUCAUGUUAACAUCAACCCUCCGCCCAAUGUUCACCGUCUUCAUCGCCUACCACGCCACACACCCGCCCUCCACUAUCAGCUUCCUCUGGCUGCCCCUCGAAGCCGGGCUGUACGGUAUCGUCCUCGACUUCUGGUUCUACUGGUACCACCGGCUGAUGCAUGACGUGGGCGCGUUGUGGAAAUACCACCGCACGCACCACCUCACCAAGCAUCCGAACCCGCUGCUGACGCUGUACGCGGACUCGGAGCAGGAGUUCUUUGAUAUCCUCGGCAUCCCGCUUAUGACGUAUUUCAGCAUGCGGGCUGUGGGCAUACCGAUGGGGUUCUAUGAGUGGUGGGUUUGCCAUCAGUAUGUGGUGUUUGCGGAGUUGGCGGGGCAUAGUGGGCUGCGGGUUCAUGCUACGCCGCCGUCGACGUUGAGUUGGGCUUUGCGGUGGUUUGGGGUGGAGCUUGUUAUUGAGGAUCAUGAUUUGCAUCAUCGGAAGGGUUGGAGGAAGAGUCAUAACUAUGGGAAGCAGACGAGGCUUUGGGAUCGGGUCUUUGGGACUUGUACUGAUCGUGUUGAAUCGGUUGAGGAUAAUGUUGAUUAUGUCAAUUCGUCGCCUAUGCCGUUGUAUUGA